AGUGCUCAUGCACUGAAAUCAAGCGUACCCGGAAAGCAUGACUUUCAUUUUUGUAUUUGUAAGCUUUUACUUUUUAAAAGUUGCCUCCCGACACCUGACGCAAAUCCAGUAAACCCCGGAUACGAAACAUUGGUCCUGACAGGUACGAUGGAGAACUGCUGUGGUCUGCUAACCUCUAAAAAGGAACCAGUUCCUCUGAAGAGUGUGGAGGUGGAGCUGGAGGUGAGGGACCAUGUGGCUACAGUGGUGUCCACUCUGAUCUAUGAGAACAAGGAGGACAAACCACUGGAGGCUGUGUUUGUCUUCCCUAUGCCUGGAGACGCUGCUGUCUGUCAUUUCAGUGCUACGAUUGGACAGACACAGAUCGUGGCUGAGGUGAAGGAGAAACAGAAGGCUCGUGAGGAGUACGAUGACGCUCUGAGCUCCGGUCAGCAGGCCUUCCUGUUGGAGGAGAGUGAUCAGAGUCCAGAUAUUUUCUCUCUGAGUGUGGGCAGUCUGCCUCCAGGAGAGAGCGCUUCCAUCAGGCUGGAGUACGUCACUGAGCUGGCUGUGCAGGCUGAUGAAGGGCUGAGGUUUGUUCUGCCUGCUGUGCUCAACCCUCGCUACCAUCCACAGGGUAGUGAAGGUGUCCAGGUGACCUCUGUUCCCGCCUCUCUGGUGCCCUACAGUCUGUUUUUCUCUGCCCGAGUGUCCUCUCCUCGUCCGGUCUCUAAAGUAGAGUCCAACUGUCCCAUGGACCCUCUGAAGUAUCUGAACACAGAGCAGAGCCAGGCCAUGGUCAAGCUGGCUGCAGGACACAAGUUUGACAAAGAUGUUGAACUUCUGAUUUAUUACAAAGAUGCCCACCAGCCCACAGCUGUGGUGGAGGCAGGACAGACCUCCGCCAAGCCUGGCACUCUGAUGGGGGAUCCAGUGGUGAUGCUGAGUCUGUACCCUGAGUUCCCCCAGGCUGUGAUGUCUUCACUCUCCUCAUGUGGAGAGUUUGUGUUCUUAUUGGAUCGAUCUGGCAGCAUGGGUGUCCCUCUGAACAACAACGAGGGUUCACAGACUCGCAUUGGCAGUGCCAGGGAUACUCUGCUGCUCCUCUUGAAGAGUAUACCAAUGGGCUGCUAUUUCAACAUCUACAGUUUCGGGUCAAGCUAUGAACACAUCUUCCCUAAGAGUGUGGAGUACAGUGAGAAGACCAUGGAAGAGGCUCUGAAGAAGGUUGAAUUCAUGGAAGAUGAUCUGGGAGGAACUGAGAUCCUUGAGGCCCUCAAGCACAUUUACAGCCAGGCCUGCAUUCCCAAUCAAUCUCGACAACUAUUUGUCUUCACUGACGGAGAAGUGGGGAACACCAAAGAAGUAAUCAAUCUGGUGAAGAAUAAUUCAGGUUCCCACAGGUGUUUCUCUUUCGGGAUUGGGGAAGGGGCCAGCUCCGCUCUUAUCAAUGGGUUGGCCAAAGAAGGAGGAGGUUACGCUCAGUUCAUCACAGGCAUUGACAGGAUGCAACCCAAAGUGAUGCAGUCGCUGCGUUUUGCUCUACAACCAGCUGUGGUGGAUAUCUCAGUGAAGUGGGAUUUUCCAAAGGGAGUCUCUGUCACUGUUCUCUCACCACCAAUCACAACACUUUUCCAGGGUCAAAGGUCACUGAUUUAUGCCCAGCUCACUGGACAGAGUCCAAAGGCAGCAGAGGGCUCUGUGACGGUGAAGUACAGCCUGGCAGGCCAUCCCUCUCAGAACAAGUUCCACUUCAGCCUCAAACCUGCAGAGGACUCUGGAUUAACGGUGCACAGGUUGGCUGCUCGGACUCUGAUUCGCUCCCUGGAGAUGGUGGAGGAAGAAGAGAGAGAAGGAGGAGAGCCAGAUGGAGUGAAGAAGAAGAAGGUGGUGGAGCUCAGCGUCCAAUCAGGAGUGAGCAGCGCCUUCACUGCCUUCAUUGCUGUCAACAAAGGCAACGGAGAGACGAUUCAAGGACCCCUGGUGCGCCGAAAUGUUCCAACAUCCAUGAUGAUGGGCUGUCCUAUGCCAUGCAUGAUGAUGAUGUCCCAUAGUCCUGCGGCUGGAGGGUUCUCGGGGGGUGUCCAUGUUAUGCAAUCAGCUGCAUUCAAUAUUCCGAUUGACGGACUUCUAACGGCAGACAGUUUAGAAGAAGAUACAGUGUAUGAAGGAUAUCAAAUGGCAGACGAUUAUGAACAACAAGAUAUGUAUGAUGAUCCUCCAGAGGCAAAGCCUGAGCUGCCUCGCAGAGACCCUCUGCUGCAGCUGGUCUCUCUCCAGAGGGCGUCGGGUCGGUGGGAGCUGGAUCCGGCCGUGGCUGCUGCGCUGGGAAAGACCAGCGAGGAGGUGGAGAACACCCAACCUUCAGAGGUGAACAAGGAAGUGUGGGCCACCAUUCUGGCUCUGAUCUGGCUUCAUGGUUUCAAGAUGGAUGCUCAGGAGGAGUGGGAGCUUCUGGCUAUGAAGGCUGUGUCAUGGCUGCGUGCUCAGAACGCACCUCAUGUGACGCAGUGUGUGGAGGCUGGAAACACUCUGCUGGGUUGUAAGGUGCAGAAAGAUGCCCUGGGAAUCUAAGGUUUUCAUUCAAGCAACUUCUCCUUCAGGAUUGUUACCAGCAAGCAGAUUUACUGGCAUUCAAAUACCUUUUCUUUAUUUUGCUAUCAGUGCACUUCACUAUUUACAUUUCAUCAUACAUUAUUUUCUUGCCAAACUGUAGAAAUGGCUUAAACCUAAGUGGAUGUAAGCUUGCCUCUCCCUCAUCUGUCUUAAAUCACUCUCCUUUUAAUAUGAAGUGCACUGCAUCAAUUUCAGUCAGAUUCAUAGAUGCAAAAAGUACAAUUGUUGUUGAUCAAGCUAAAUUAUGAUUAAGAAGAGUUCAAUUGAUCACCACAUUGAGGUAAUAAUACAUGAGUAAACCAGUGAGUGUCUUUGGACACAGUAUCCUCAUAAAGGGAUUAUUUCAUCAUGUUUUUAAAAAGCUGAACUAUUUUACUGCUUGUCUGUUUAUAGUUUGUACUAAAUACUAUACGAGUACUACCAUAGGCUCAAAACAUAUGUUGAGGCUUUGUCCUUCAAACCAAGGGAUAGUUUUUGAGCAUUCAACAAAAUGAUUUCCUGUUGUACGUCCUUUCUCAGCCUUAUUUGAGUUGCUAACAAUAUAACCAUUUACUGUAUCCAUGUUACAUGCAAUGACAAAUAUGGGGUGUGCUAAGUAUUUCCUUCAAAUCUAAUAAAAACACUACAAAUGGGC
Messenger RNA from Gymnodraco acuticeps, 3229 nucleotides. RefSeq names its product von Willebrand factor A domain-containing protein 5A-like. Bases 148 to 2553 code for a protein of 801 amino acids. The transcript is spliced from 21 exons. The record is from RefSeq and is a predicted model, not a curated record. NCBI's taxonomy places the organism in Eukaryota, Metazoa, Chordata, Actinopteri, Perciformes, Bathydraconidae.